AUGUGCUUUGGCAUCGGCAAACCCUAUGUGAAGCCCCAGCCUCCUCGCCGAGAGAAAUACCGAAACAAGGAGGAGAAAUAUCAAAAAGACUACGCGAAAUAUGAGAAGGAAUAUGAAGAAUACAUGAACCCGGAAAACAGGCGUAGGAUGAUCUCCAAUUCGAAUGCGGGGGCAUUAGCUGGAACCACUGCUGCAAUUAGUUGA
Molecule: messenger RNA, 204 nt
Organism: Penicillium cosmopolitanum
Lineage: Eukaryota; Fungi; Ascomycota; Eurotiomycetes; Eurotiales; Aspergillaceae
Exons: 1
Coding region: 1-204 (67 amino acids)
Source: RefSeq, a predicted model, not a curated record